Messenger RNA from Cladophialophora immunda, 2403 nucleotides. RefSeq lists its product as uncharacterized. The record is from RefSeq and is a predicted model, not a curated record. The transcript has a single exon. Gene Ontology annotation, molecular function: nucleic acid binding. Lineage: Eukaryota; Fungi; Ascomycota; Eurotiomycetes; Chaetothyriales; Herpotrichiellaceae. The coding region runs from base 148 to 2136 and encodes 662 amino acids.
CGCAUUCAAAAGUCAAACGACCCAUUGAUUUAACGACACAUGGGUCAGUCCAAUCCAGUAGAUGGCGCAUUUUGAACAUCUCUAUUCUCUCGCUGAUCGCAAGACUAUCUUCCUCUGCCAAUCGCAUCAAGUCGUUUCGCUGCAACCAUGACAGAUUGGAGCAAGUUGAAGGUUGCCGACCUCAAGGAGGAGUGCAAGUCGCGUGACAUCCCUCUGACAGGCCUCAAAUUAAAACAACAUUACAUCGAUAAACUCGAAGAGUACGAAGCGCAGAACGGCGAUCAUUCCAAUGAAAACGAAAAUGAAGAUGAAGAUGGAAAUGGAAAUGGAAAUGACACACAAGAAGCCGAGGAACAACCUGUGCCGCAGGUAAAUGGAGACAGUGGAGGGGGUCUUCGUGCUGACUUGGACACGAAUGGCACGGAAAAGGAUGAGGUGCCCAAGGAUGCUAGCAGAGAAGAACGCUCUGCGUCUGGAGAGGACGAAGAUGAAGCAGCCAUGCCUUCAGCAACCCAGGAAGAGGACAGUCAGGCUGAAGCCUUGACGAAGACCGAGGAACAGCCUAUCGCAGAACCAGCCCCCCAACCUGAUGAGACAGGGACAAAGGAUGAGCCAGAGACUAUCGCCAGCAAGCCCAAAGAGAACGACGAAACGAUUGAGGCUCCUGGACAAAGUGAUGCUACAGUCACCGGCGCAGGAGAACCAACCAAGGAUGAAACAACCACCGUUGAUCAAAGCAUCGAAAGCCAAAAGACUGCUGUGCUCUCCACGCCACCAUCGACAGAAAAUCUAUCCGAUUCCAACACACCACUCUCCUCACAAAUAAUUUCCAGUGAUCUUGCUGAAGACCAGAGGAAGCGGAGGAAAAGAAGUGCCACACCGGUUCCCUCGAUGGAGGAUGUAGCCCGGAAGAGAGCGAGGUUGACAGAAGAUGCAGAGGCCGCGAAGGCUGGAGAAGCUCCAGGUCAAACAGAAUCAGAAGCAGAGGAGGCGAAAAAUACUCCCAGAGAACCUAUGAAGGAAGAGCCUGCUGAAGUUUCCGUCACGACGUCUGGGGAUGGAGUCAUCAUCACAAAGUCCCUUUCUAACCUUGACGAGACCGCUCCAGGAGAACCCAAAGCAAAUAAUCAAAGAUUGUCUACGUCUCCGCCCAGAUCAACGGCUUCAUCCGAAGAUCGAGACAUUGCACCCGCCAUCCACCCAGCUACAUCAUCCAUCUACAUCCGCAACUUCAAGCGACCCCUACAUAUCCCUUCGCUUCGCGCUCACAUUACUUCGAUAGCCAAAUCGCGCUCCUCCGACAACGCUGAUCCCAUCACCCUUUUCUAUCUCGACAGUAUUCGAACCCAUGCCUUUGUCUCAUUCGGCUCGAUCGCGGCCGCGUCGCGAGUCCGCUCUGCAAUGCAUGGGUCACUCUUUCCCGACGAACCUCUCCGAGAACCGCUCUUUGUCGACUACGUUCCCCCCAACAAGGUACAAACAUGGAUUGAUCAAGAGACCGGUAGCGGGUUCGGUCGAGGAGGCAGUGGACGUCGCUUCGAAGUAGCGUACGAAGAAGGUGAAGGCGGCAUCGAGGCAAUCUUCCAGGAAGUCGACACCAGCAAACCUCGCCAGCCGCCCUUCGAACCCAGUCGUGCACCCCGGGCACCCUUCGACAGGCAGCAAUCAGAAUCUCUCUCCGCGGGUGUCCAUCCAGACCGCGAGGCUUUCACCGCUCGUGACAAUCAAAACCGCGACCGCCAACGAAGACCUCCAGCUGGCCCCCAAAAUACAUCGUCAAGCAACGGCACUGGCUUCAAAGCGCUCGACGAACUCUUCGACUCCACCUCCACCAAGCCGAAAUUGUACUACAAACCGGUGCCUUCGUCGGUGGCGAAUGAGCGGUUGGACAUGUUCCGCGGUCUGCGCGCGGGAUGGGAGGAGAUGGGACGUAGUGGCGACGAAGGCAUGAAGCGGUACUCGUUCGAGCGGGAUCAGGACCGAGAGGAGUGGGUCGACAAAGGGCCAGAGUUUGGGUUUGGGCGGAAGGGCCAGGCUCGGUUGGUUGGCGUGGGAGGUGGACGAGGCAGGGGAGGAGGAGCAGGAGGAGGAUAUCGAGGCAGAGCGAUGGAUUCGUGGAGGGGCGGCGGAAGGUGACAGGCGUCCGCAGAACGAAGUGUCCCGUUCCGCUCCCACAGCCGCGACACGGAGGUCUACGGUUGAUUGAGACCGAUGCAAAGUUGAUGGAAUCUCGCUGUAAGAUAUCAAGAGGACAGAAAACUGGCAACAUGUUGUCAAUGUCGGAAAUGAAGGAAAUGUGUCUUGAGACGAGAAAUAGGACACGACAGAUAGCCGUCGGAGGCAAAAAUGUAUACCCCCAGCCAUGAUGAUAGUGCCUCAAGAGACAUAUCUUGUGUUUGAUAC